Mytilus californianus (California mussel) is the source of this 1075-nucleotide messenger RNA. RefSeq lists its product as uncharacterized. The record is from RefSeq and is a predicted model, not a curated record. The coding region runs from base 78 to 509 and encodes 143 amino acids. Lineage: Eukaryota; Metazoa; Mollusca; Bivalvia; Mytilida; Mytilidae. The transcript is spliced from 4 exons.
UCUUUUUAUUAUCACGUGAUACAUGUAAACACUUGAUGAGGAUGGACUAAAUAUUUACUAAGGUCAAAUAAGUCAAGAUGGAUUCUUUGAUGAAUGUAAUUUUUAUUGCUAGUGUUAUUCAUUUGAAUUUUGUUUUUGCAAUACCGCCACCUCUACCUAACCUUGUUCCUGAGGCUUGUAACCUAACAGUUUGGCAUGGGCAUUCAGAUGUGACAUCACAGCGAAUUGUCGUAUUGGAAGGCGAUACCAUUAAUUUGGUAUGCGAUGCCAGAUGUACAAAUGACCAUUACGCACCAGUUCUCAAAUGGAUCAAUCCAAACUACAAGCUUGUGUGGGAUAUUCCUGGAAGAUUGUUCACUGCACCAAUGAACAGCCAUCGUUUACAGACACUUUAUAUACAAGAUAUAUCGGUAGAAGACAUUGGGGUGUAUAAGUGUCAAGGGUGGAUUGGUCACUGGACAGAAACAUCUGUGCAAAUUGCUAUGGAUGAGAUAGACUUACACGAAUAAGAAACGAAGAUGUUGGAUGUCAACAAAGAAAAAAAAGCAUUUUAUGUGCAAUAGUUUUUUUUAUAUAUGACACAAAACAAUUUCUCAGACUUUGCUGUGAUGAUAAGACAAUUGUUAAACAUGAUUUAUUCAAUAUAUAGAAUGUGAAUAUAGUUUUGUAUAUAUGUAAGAGUCAUUUAUGUAUACAGCCUCAAAUUUGUGCCCUUUUAUAUAUUUUGAUUUUUAACUGUUAACAAAACUUUAAAUUGUUCGAAAUACUAAAUUAGAUUAUUGAGUCAGUAAUGGUCAAAAGUUUGCUUGCUUAUAAUAAAUUGGUUCAUAUUGUGUUAACAUCCACAGAACAGAAGUCCACCAAUAAAAACUUGUAAUCUAGCACAUUACAUUUAUACAUGUAGAUCAUUGCUUGGCCUAUAAUGAUAAGUAUAGUAACCGAUUAAGUAAGUUGUAAAUGGGUCGAGGGCAGGAAGCAGAACUUCACAACGUUCCCAAUAAACUAGUUUUGUGAUAUUCUACUAUUGUUCCUACGCUUAUGUUAUGUUCGUCAAAUAAUAUAUUAUUAUGAUUUA